Molecule: messenger RNA, 1094 nt
Organism: Hyla sarda
Lineage: Eukaryota; Metazoa; Chordata; Amphibia; Anura; Hylidae
Product: protein-glutamine gamma-glutamyltransferase E-like
Exons: 6
Coding region: 1-1065 (354 amino acids)
Biological process (GO): peptide cross-linking
Molecular function (GO): protein-glutamine gamma-glutamyltransferase activity
Source: RefSeq, a predicted model, not a curated record
AUGAAGGUCCAUGUCCAUGUGUAUGAAGGGUACUGUGAUCGAUCACACAUCAUUCUCUCGUGUGGCUCCCAAAAGGAAGUGUGCAGUCAGUUUUAUGGCCUGCGUGAGGCCGAAAUUAACAGUGCUCUGUAUAGGAAUCAUCUGCAGGAUUCAUGUCUGAAAGCUCAUAAAUAUUCAGUUUAUAUGGAACACAUGUGUAAUUCCUGUUACCAGAAUAAGAACCCUGAAAUGACCUGGAGACCAUAUUUAAGCAUCUAUGUCUUUCUUUGCCAAAGUUCACUUAUGUGGCUCUUUCACUCUGAAACUGGAAAAUCUCAGAUCUUUGCCCUUCUAUACAAUCUGUAUCUGCUUCAAGUAUUUUGGGACAUCAUGGCAGAAAAUACAACCACAGAAUGUACAUAUCCCUGCAUAAAUGAUAAGCUGGCAGGAGAGUUCAAGCUGGUCAGUGCAAAUGCAAUAGGCAAGGAUGUGGUUCUGCAUCUCUCAAUCACCAACCUGACAACUGACCCAAAAAUCGUGAAUGCUGACAUUAGGGCAUGUUCUGUACUGUACACCAAGAAGGAAAUCAAUGAGCUCCUCAAAGAACGCAAGAGACUUUGUCUUGAAGCCUGUGAAGAGACAAAAGUGCCAGUGGUCAUAACCUACGCCCAAUAUGAAGACUUAUUGACUCCCGAUAACUCGAUCGAGGUGACAGCCGCAUGCUCCUGUGAACCAUUCGAAGGAACAAUUAUCGUCCAAACAAAUGUUGUUCUGGAUAACCCUAAGUUCGAAAUUAAGCUUAAGAAAAUAGCCUGGGUGAAUAAACCGGUCGAUGUGGAAAUCAUCUUCACCAACCCCUUAGCCAAAGAAAUCUCCGACAUUGUGGUGACAGCAGAAGGCAGCGGACUGCUCCAUAAUCCAGUUACAGUGAAGGGAAAUCCUGUGAAGCCCAAUGAGACCAUACAAAUCCCCUUGACCAUAACUCCCUACAAGACUGGCAAAAAGCACCUGUUGGUGGAUUUAACAUGUAACAAGUUCCAGAAUGCCAAAGGAUAUCUGGAGAUAGAAGUUCACGGCACCGAAUAAUUUAUUUAAGAAUUCCAUGUUGAACACUG